Molecule: messenger RNA, 1731 nt
Organism: Phycodurus eques (leafy seadragon)
Lineage: Eukaryota; Metazoa; Chordata; Actinopteri; Syngnathiformes; Syngnathidae
Product: cytochrome c oxidase assembly protein COX16 homolog, mitochondrial
Exons: 4
Coding region: 86-406 (106 amino acids)
Biological process (GO): mitochondrial respiratory chain complex IV assembly
Cellular component (GO): mitochondrial inner membrane
Source: RefSeq, a predicted model, not a curated record
GGAAGUGCACCCCUGCUAUUUAACCUGCUAGUUUGGGCUUCACAAACAUGGACGAUUAGCCACGAAAAAGGACAAAAAACGAGUCAUGUUUAGCUUAAAAGCGCUCCAGAAGAACAAGACUCUUAGAUAUGGAGUGCCCAUGCUCCUGUUGGUGGUCGGCGGUUCCUUCGGCCUGCGAGAGUUCACGCAGAUCCGCUACGACGCCCAGAAGAUUAGGAGGAAGUUGGAUCCGUCACUGGAGGCCAGAGUGAACGUGCAGAGACAGUCGGUCAUUUUGGAGCAAGAGUACAAGAAGAUGAAGGACGCCAAUUUGGACGAGUGGAGGAACAUUCGCGGCCCGCGGCCUUGGGAGGACUCCCGGGAGUACCAGGAGGAGGAGCGCAGUAAGAGGACCGCAGACAGCUAGGGCACGCUCCUUAUAUAUACACAGUGGUUCCUUGAGAUAAGAGUUGAAUUAGUUCCUGGGCCAAACUCCAAAGACGAUGACACCCGAAGUAUAUUGCUUAUGUCGGGUCUACUCCGUUGUUUUGUUUUGGCUGCUGUCACUGCAGAAAACCCCGCUUCGCAUCGAUAGAAUGUCGGAAAUAUGUCGCACGGGUCAUCCAGUUUUGCGACCCAUUCCUCGUCACUGAAAUGUGCUGCCAGCGGUGCCUUCUUUUCCUGAGAGAAAUCUUUGCAGCGGCUCUCGUAAUUCAAACACGCUGGUCAGCGAUUUCCCUCGGGAUAACCAUCUUACUUCUGUAUACAAAUGCCCUCAGUCGUGUCUUCUGUCCUUCGUGCUCUUGUUUGUUUUCUUUCAGAAUACUCCAGGGGCUUUUCUUUUAAUCCAGGGUGCUUGGUCUCCAAGCGGCGAAGCAGUUUUGAAGGCUUCAUUGCCUCGUUAGAGAGCCUUUCCCCGCAUAUUACGCAGAGCGGGUUUGGUUUGUGGGAAUCACCUACUGCUAUGAAGCCAUAUUUCAAGUAGGACUCCUGGCAUUGUCUGUUAAAAGCUUGCUUUUUCUUUUUUGGGGAAGUCGUAGGCUCUUCUCCUGUCUCUCCACUGAGCCUUUUCUUCUUCCAAAAGAAAGUUUCUAAGGAUGUUUGAUUCUUACUCAUUUUGCUAGUUUAGGGAGACUGGUUACAUUUUGGCGCUCAAGUGACUGAAACAUAACCAAGAGAAUCCGGUUGUUUUUCAAAAUAAAAGCUCAUUCGGUCUAAGAUAAUACGUAAAACGGAAAUAAUUCAUUCCUCGUGCGGCCCGGUACCAAGUGGCCGUACUUGGCCGCGGACCGGUGGUUGGGGACGACUGUUCUAUAGUAUUACUGUGCUGAAUUCAAAACAAACCAUUACAAUGUAAUAAAAUAGAAUGUUAAGAAUUAGCUAGUUUUUGCAACUGUUUGCCCCCCACCCCCUACUUGUACUCACGGCAAGAUAACAAGCGAACUGAUGGUGGCUGGAAGUUGUGACGUCUGCUGCCGCCAUCUAGUGGCGGAGUGCUUGAAGCUCACUCGUCACACAAGUCAAAUUUUCACUCGGAACUCAAGGCAAAACAAAUUUCAGCGAGUAACGGCUUGUAAGCUGAAAAACUCUCGCAAGGUGGGGCACUCUUAAAUCAAGGUACCACUGUAUGUAAAAAUGUAUAUUUAAAAAAAAAAAAAAAAGAGCGUAUCUGCCAGUAGGGGGCGGGAUUGUGCUCCUAAUGUUCUUCCGUCACUGUACUCGUGUCCACCUUAAUAAAUGUGUUCUUUUUAA